AAGGACUUAUUCUGGGUCGCUUCUCUGAGAAAUAGACAUCUGGCUCUUUUGAUAUCACGGAGAAGAACGUGGUGUUGUGGCUUUCUGAUAAACCGUGUUGCUGACUCAUGGCUGGGAGGUCUUUACAGAGAUCCCCGUCCGGCUGGUAGCAAAUUGCUCGGCACGCCACCUCACGACUUCUGGCUGAGGCAGGGCAGCCGCUUCCAACCAAGGGAGUUUCAGGCAUGAAAUGUCAUCGUCUUCCUUAGAAAGUCCCUGCCCUGAAAAAUUACCCAGCGCAUCGGUGGGGAAGCCUGGUGACAAAUAGUCCGUGGUGGGAAGGAAGUUCUCAGCAACAGUUGGUGGCCAGCUAAAGACAGGAUGGCGAGUUGGCUUCGUAAUCCCCUAAAGGACCCCGAGAUUGAGCUGUUUGUAAAGGCUGGCUUGGAUGGACAGAACAUUGGAAAUUGCCCCUUCUGUCAAAGCCUCUUUAUGGUGUUAUGGCUCAAAGGUGUCAGAUUUAAUGUCACCACCGUAGAUAUGACCAGGAAACCAGAUGAGCUGAAGGAUUUGGCCCCGGGCAUCAACCCUCCGUUUUUAGUCUUCAACAAGGAGCUGAAAACAGAUUUUCUGAAGAUUGAAGAUUUUCUGGAGCAGACCCUCUCCCCCCCUAAGUACCCACAGCUCACCCCCCAAAACAAGGAGUCCGUGGAUGUGGGCAGAAACAUUUUUGCCAAAUUCUCUGCAUACAUCAAGAACCCCCAUAAGGAAGCAAAUAAAAGUUUGGAGAAAGCUUUAGUGAAAGAGUUCCAGCGCUUGGAUGAUUAUUUAAGAAACCCCCUGCCUGAAGAAAUUGACCAGAACUGUGCUGAAGACAUUCUGGUUUCCGAGAGGAAAUUCUUGGAUGGAAACCGGAUGACGUUAGCAGACUGCAACCUUCUGCCCAAACUCAACAUCAUCAAGAUUGCCGCCAAGAAGUAUCGCAACUUUGAGAUCCCUUUGGAGAUGACUGCAGUUUGGCGCUAUCUCCACCAGGCUUAUGCGCGGAAUGAGUUCAGCCACACUUGUCCAGCUGACGAGGAGAUCGAACGCACUUAUGCCAGCGUGGCUAAGAAGAUGAGCUAAAGACCAGGCUCUGGAAGUUGGUGCCUGCAAAGGUCUACCAGGGAAUUGGGUGUGCAAUACUAACCCCAAGCUGAAUAUUCCUCAUAUGCUAGUCUUAAAAAAAAAAAUACUUUGUAUUUUUAGGGGGAGAAUCAUUGUAGUCAUCUUUUCCUGCCAAACCUUUUGACCAUGAGUUGGCCAUAUAUGAGAGAUUCUUCUCUUGGCGUUUCUUCACCCACAUGUACACUUUUCAUGGAGCAAAGGAAGUUAAAUCUGACCCUCCAGCGUGGUUAGUUCUGUUAAGAGAUUCCGAGACAUUUUUGCAAGGCUUCCAAGAAUCAACUGAUCAAACACUACCUUGUUGAAGAAGAUUACUUGCCUCUGCACCUAGGAAGGAUCUUUUUUUCCCCAUCCAGACUUCUAGGUUGGGGUUUAUAAAUAGCCUAAGCACCAUCCAGAGGUAGUUAUUCAGUCAGUUCGGACCAGUUCACUCAAACAGGUAGUGGAAAUCGCAGGUGGACGAAAGGGGAGUGGGCUUAGCAAUAGCAA
Messenger RNA from Thamnophis elegans (Western terrestrial garter snake), 1632 nucleotides. It is a transcript of the gene CLIC2, whose product is annotated as chloride intracellular channel 2. The record is from RefSeq and is a predicted model, not a curated record. NCBI's taxonomy places the organism in Eukaryota, Metazoa, Chordata, Lepidosauria, Squamata, Natricidae. The transcript is spliced from 6 exons. The coding region runs from base 361 to 1104 and encodes 247 amino acids.